ACAGAGAUUACAAAGAGUUCUGCUGAAGUGCACUACAGACUAGUUUCACGUGUGCUGCCCUUUUAAAACAUCUUAGUAAGAGAAAGACGGUCUUUUUAAAGGGUAAUAUGAGUCUGCUAUCUCUUGUUUUGUCCCUGGUCUUGAUUUCAGUCCAGUUAUCUUGGGCUCAGGAAGAUCCUCUUCUUCCUUUCUCUGAACACCUGGACCCCGAGCAGAAGGUACGACUGAAGUGGGGAUUCGAUGAGAUCCAGGGCACUAUUUUAUUCGAGCUCACCGUCAACACCAGCGGCUGGAUCGGUUUUGGCUUCAGCCCCAACGGAGGAAUGACUGGAGCUGAUAUCGUCAUUGGAGGAGUCGGACCAAAUGGCAGCUAUUUUGCGGACUGGCAUGCUGCGGGGAAUUCAAUGCCUGUGGUCGACCAGCAACAAAACUAUAAACUCCUGUCUCUAAACCAAUCGGAUGGGAAAACAGUCAUGAAGUUUCAGAGGUCCAUCGAGUCCUGUGAUGAAGAUGAUUUACCCAUCACUAGUCUUCCCAUCAAGCUCAUCUACGCUUAUGGACUGAAUGAUGACAUCACAUACCACGAUACCCGAAGAGGAACGAAGGAGGUGAACCUGUUGAGGUACAAGCCUCGGAUAAGUCCUCCAGACAGCCAGUAUUUCGACCUGACCACAGACAAUUUAACGAUACCAACUGAAAAAACCUACUAUCACUGCAAGAUCAUAAAAGGACCCACUUUCAGUCAGAAGCAGCACAUUUAUCGCUUUGAGCCAUUAAUCCGAAAUGUGGAUCUGGUGCAUCACCUGCUGCUGUUUCGCUGUCCUCCAGGUGUAACAGAUGUAUAUGAAGGACAAUGUUACACAGGAGUGCAAAAAGAGGAGUGUAUGGAGGGCGUGGCACUGUGGGGUGUUGGUGGAGGGGCUUUUGAAUUCCCUGCAGUUGCCGGCCUUCCGAUUGGAGGAAAUAACGCCGAAAGUUUUUAUAGGCUUGAAGUGCAUUACAACAACCAAAAUAACACUGAAGGUCGAGUUGAUAACUCUGGUUUAAGAUUGUACUAUACAUCUGAGCUCCGUCAGUAUGAUGCUGGUAUUUUGGGGACGGGGCUUGUGGUGGCUCCUGGAUAUGCCAUCCCACCUCGGGCGAAGGGUUUCAUGACUUACGGCUUAUGUGACACAGCUUAUAUUCCACAGGUUCUGUCCGAGACUCCACAAGAUUUUCAGGUGUUCGCUGCAAUGUUACACACACAUUUGGCUGGACGAAAGGUGCGAGUUGGACACUUCAGAGGGGGUAAACAGAUUGAUCUCCUUGCUGUGGAUGAAAAUUAUAAUUUUGAAUACCAGGAUGUGACAAAUUUGGGUAAAACUAAGACUGUGAAGUUGGGCGACAAAUUGCUGGUGCAGUGCAUUUACAACACAGAAAACCGCACAAAACUCACAUGGGGAGGACUCUCAACUACAGAUGAGAUGUGCUUGGCUUUCCUCUUGUAUUAUCCUGCUAUGAGUGUUUCUGGGUGUAUGAGCUUCCCGAAUUUAACUGCUUUAAGAACCGAGAUGGGAAACCCAGAUGAGACUAACUGGCUCACUAUGAUGUCUACAAAGGCUUGGGAUGACGCAUCUAUAAGUCAGUACCAACAAACGCUGAAAAGAAUCGACCAGUUUGUUAUUGUCGCUGGCUCAAAUAAUAACAUAUCACGCAAAAUUGGGAAGAUUCCUGAUCUCAAAGUCGUUCCCCAUGCACUCUGCAGGAGCGGUUGUGCCUCUGAAAGUCUUGCAUGGAUAUCACUGCUUCUCUCUUUGGCAUUGCAAUGGUUUUCUUAAACUUUAAUAUCCACAUAAAUGCAUAGUUUUCUUGUUUCACUGUAGUUUUGUUAGUUAAACUGUAAAAUGUUUUUCUACUUUUUGUGAUUACAAGUGAAAUAAAUAAACUGAAUUUUA
Molecule: messenger RNA, 1934 nt
Organism: Misgurnus anguillicaudatus (oriental weatherfish)
Lineage: Eukaryota; Metazoa; Chordata; Actinopteri; Cypriniformes; Cobitidae
Source: RefSeq, a predicted model, not a curated record